AUGGAGCAUAAUGAGGAAAGUGUGGGUAACGGUUGCCCUAUGAUUGACAUCAUGUCAGAAUCUCACUCCACCGGAAGAAACUCCGAACGAAAAGAAAGCAAGGCUCCAAAGGAAGCGACAGGCGUUGUACAGGGCCAAGAAGCGCCUCCCGGGUGCAGCUCCUACGCUGGCAGCUGUACAGGACGACCAACAGGCUGUACCUUCAACUUGCCCGGGUCAUCCUUAUCAGCAGCUUCUGCAAUCCUGCAACAACAACAACGAAGAAAUACGGACGACGAAUUGCUCAAUGAAAUCGCUGGACGAUACUCCACCCCACCGGAUGAAACACCAUCCGAGCAGAAGGCAAGGCUCGGCAGGAAGCGACAAGCGCUGUACAGGGCCAAGAAGCGCCUCGCGGGAGCAGCUCCUACGGUGGCAGCUGUACAGGACGACCAACAGGCUGUACCGUCUACUUCGGCCGGGACAUCCUUAUCAGGAGCUCCAGCAAUCUUGCAACAACAACAACUACGAAGGAAUAUUGACGAUGAUUUGCUGAAUGAAAUCGCUGGACGGUACUCCACCCCACCGGAUGAAACACCACCCGAGAAGAAGGCAAGGCUCGCCAGAAAGCGACAGGCACUGUACAAUGCCAGGAAGCACCUCGCGGGAGCAGCUCCUACGCUGGCAGCUGUACAGGACGACCAACAGGCUGUACCGUCUACUUCGGCCGGGACAUCCUUAUCAGGAGCUCCAGCAAUCUUGCAACAACAACAACUACGAAGGAAUAUUGACGAUGAUUUGCUCAAUGAAAUCGCUGGACGGUACUCUACCCCACCGGAUGAAACACCACCCGAGAAGAAGGCAAGGCUCGCCAGAAAGCGACAGGCACUGUACAAUGCCAGGAAGCGCAUGGUGCAAACUCCGAAUGUCGCAACUGUGGUCAACCGCGCCCCAGCACCAGCAUCAGCACCAUGGCCUGGAGAGCCGCCCUCUGUGUGCUGCAACAGUGGACAAGUUGUGCUUCCACCGUUUCCUGAACCGCCAGCAGAGUUGCGCCAACUAUUUGACGUGCCGCAAUUUCUGCUCAACAUCCGGCGAUACAAUAAUGCGUUUGCCUUCACCUCUAUCGGUGCCUCAAUACGAGGAAAUGACCCAGUACGCCAGGAUCUACGAGUCGGUCACGGUGGAAUUUACAACUAUCGCAUACAAGGACGUCCACCAUGCUACGCACAGCUGUACUUUUAUGAUUCAAGCUCGGAGGGUCAGUACGACGAAAUGCUGAACGCUCGGGCCAAAGCAUAUGAGAUGUUUAAGCAUGCGUACGAACGGAUGUCUGUUCGAGAUGAUCUGCGGCUUUGCAUCCACUCGCGUAUACCAGGCAUCGAUCAACGGCGUUACAAUGCACCGACUGCAGAUGAAGUUGGUGGCGUGUUCGUGUGCGAUGAUACUACCGGAGCCACGGAACAUACACGCGAUAUUGUGCUGCAGCAUCGUGCCACAGGAUACUUGCAGCCUGUGUUUGAUACCAACCAGUUGGCAGAUGCACUCCAAUACCCGAUUCUGUUUCCGCGGGGUGAAACCGGUUGGACUUACGGUAUGCCAAAGGUACAGCGCCGAACCAGACAGCAGCAACAACCAAGCAGACCAACAAGUUCGAGCAACGGAGCGGCGCACAUAGAUGAAAAUGAUGAUGCUGCUGAGGAUCCUAAUCUUGAGUUGGAUGGAGCAGACCGUUCAGCAAAUCAAAUAACGCCACGCGAAUAUGCCGCAUAUCGCAUAGCCUGGCGGGAAAACGCUCAAACGCUUAUGCAUCGUGCCGGACGAUUGUUUCAGCAGUACUGUGUAGACCAGUACUGUAAGAUCGAGAUGCAGCGGUUGAAAUAUUUGCGAGAGCACCAGGCACAACUUCGCACUGAGGCGUACACGGGCUUUAUGGAUCUUGCCGGCGCUGAAGGUACCAUCGCGGAUCUUCAUCCCGAUUAUUUGCCUAAUGUGGCUGUGGAAAUCCCUGUAGUGCAAGAACCACCUGUUGCACCCCGUCGUUCCAUCAUCGAUCCGCCCUCGAACCUGUCGCGUACGGGCACGCGUGUUAUUCUCGGACCAUCAUUUGUCGGCAGCAAUCGAUAUAUGCGAGCGCAAUAUCAAGAUGCAAUGGCUAUUGUUCGAGCUUUGGGUAAACCGGACCUGUUUAUCACCGUCACGUGCAAUCCGAAGUGGCCGGAAAUCACACAGUGCCUACUUCCACGUCAGCAGGCCCCAGAUCGACCCGAUGUUAUCGUACGUGUCUUUCGGUUAAAGCUGAAAGCCAUACUGAAUGACCUAACCAUGGGAGCUCUCGGGAUUGAGGUAGCUCGCAUUCACGUGAUCGAGUUCCAAAAACGAGGCCUUCCCCAUGCACACAUACUCGUGAUUCUCGCCGAGGAAGACAAACCGCAGACCCCGGCAGACUACGACAAGUUCGUGUCUGCUGAACUUCCUAAUCCUGCAACGUCGUCGCAACUGUUUGAGACGGUACAGAGCUGUAUGAUGCAUGGACCGUGUGGGGCUGCCAAUCCUGCCGCACCUUGCAUGAAGGAUGGUACAUGCGAAAAAGGGUUCCCAAAGUCAUUCUGCGAACAGACGCGCAGCAUGGAUAAUGGCUAUCCAUAG
Molecule: messenger RNA, 2628 nt
Organism: Anopheles coluzzii
Lineage: Eukaryota; Metazoa; Arthropoda; Insecta; Diptera; Culicidae
Exons: 5
Coding region: 1-2628 (875 amino acids)
Source: RefSeq, a predicted model, not a curated record